Staurois parvus is the source of this 278-nucleotide messenger RNA. The record is from the annotation of a GenBank genome assembly. NCBI's taxonomy places the organism in Eukaryota, Metazoa, Chordata, Amphibia, Anura, Ranidae.
UGAUAUGCACACAUUCACAUACUGUGACAUUUACAAAUAAGAACAAAAACUUCAUAAAUAAAUGUAUCUAUAAUUAGUUCUCUCACAAAAGGAUUCUGAAUCUAAAGACACGUCAAAUUUCAUCACACAUGUACAGUACACUUGUAUCCAGGGGCGGACUGACCAUUUGGAAACUCGGGCACUGCCCGAGGGCCCGGGAUGCUCCUGGUACCUUUUUCAUAGGCUUUUUUGAGUUUGGGCAAGGACACAGGGCCCCAUGAUCCCCUAUUGCCCGGGGG